Striga hermonthica is the source of this 1194-nucleotide messenger RNA. NCBI's taxonomy places the organism in Eukaryota, Viridiplantae, Streptophyta, Magnoliopsida, Lamiales, Orobanchaceae. The record is from the annotation of a GenBank genome assembly.
AUGUUUGAUAUAUUAUUUGGGUGGCGAAAGGCUUCAAAAUGCAAGAAACUGAUAAAAAUGGCCCGCUGCCGGCUGAAGUUGGUGAAGAACAAGAGAAGCUGCGUGUCGAGGCAGUCGAGAGACGAUGUCGCUCAGCUUCUCAAACAUGGCCAUCACCAAAUUGCCUUCCGAAGGGUUGAGCAGGUGAUGAGGGACGAGAGUCUGAUCCAAGUGUAUGAUCUGCUCGACUUGUAUUGCGAGUGCCUAAUCUUUCGUUUUCCUUACAUUCGCAAAUGCAGGGACUGCCCGAACGACAUAAAUGAAGCAGCGUCGACUCUGAUUUACUCGUCGGCAAGGUUUGCUGAGCUUCCGGAGCUGAUGCCGAUUAGGAAGCUACUGGGCGAAUGCUACGGCCAAAGAUUUGUGAAAACCGCACUCGAAUUACUUCCGGGGAACCUCGUCAACCUUCAGAUAAAAGAUUAUCAUUUGUUGAGGAAAAAGGUUACAGAGGACUCCUCCAAGUACAGAUUGUUGGCAGAAAUAGCAAGCGAUUGCAUGCAGCAAGGACCUCUGCUCCUCGAGUACGACAAGUCGGAUGACGGGGACAAUAAUUUUGUGACUCCUCGAUGUGGGGCCCACCAUAAAGAUGAUGUGGAGGAGUUUGUUUCGCCUGCCAAAGACCAGAGAUUGUUUGUGUUCAGGCUUUUCGUGAACGAGAAAGAAUGUUACGGGUGGCCUGAAAUUUAUAAUAAUAAUAAUAUAAACAAGUUCCCCGGACAAGAUUACUAUAGCGAUGAGGACUUUCAAAUGCCGAGUGAAAAGGAAGGAGAAGAGAUUGGAAUUGAGUGGCAAGGGUUAAGAACUGUGGUGAGUAUGCCUUGUGAAAGGCCAAAACCGAGUUUCGAAGAUGGCAACAUCAUGAGCAUAAUCCCAUUCCCGUGUCGCCAUAUCCACCCAAAGCUUCCGGAUUACGAUGAGCUUGCCGAAAAAUUCAAGGCGCUCAAGAGGGAAAAGCAGCAUGGUAACAUGCAUACGCUGCAUUCUUUGGGGUCGGUUGGACCUGCUCUGUUACCCAAAACGGGCCAGGUUGGGUCCGCCCCAUCACUAUACGGGGCAGGUCCGGGUAUUGAUAUUCGCCCUGCCCUCACUCGUCUCGCCCUGCCCCAUCCCGCCCCGACCUGGCCCGGCCCAAUUAAUAAUAGCCCAUAUGGGUAG